Phoenix dactylifera (date palm) is the source of this 1821-nucleotide messenger RNA. RefSeq lists its product as uncharacterized. NCBI's taxonomy places the organism in Eukaryota, Viridiplantae, Streptophyta, Magnoliopsida, Arecales, Arecaceae. The record is from RefSeq and is a predicted model, not a curated record.
UCUUUGGAGAUAUUUAUUGGUCUUGGGUCCCGAUCUGGCCCUUCGAACAAAAAAGAGCCCAAAUUUCCAAGAUUUCGACUGAAAUAUCUUGACUUUUUGAGUAAAAGAGGAGAGACCGAGUCGCCUUUUUAUUGUCUUUACGAGGUCUUCUGGUUUAUCGGAGGAUAAGGCUUUUCUAGCGCUUUCUCACCCCACUGUUUCGCUUCUUGGAUUCUGGGGUUUCGGUCUCUUCUCGGCCAAAGGAAAAGACAGUUCCUUAAUUCAAUUCAUGGAGUCUUACCAACCCUUUUCACCAUCCUCCAAAUCUUCUGCUGCCAUGGGCGUGCUUGAGAAGCCUAGACCUGAGCCUGUCAAGCAGAGCUUCAACAGCUUCCCCGGUGAAGUCACCACCCAGCAGCCUGCGCUGAUGGUGUCGAACCCUGAUGGAUUCGUUGGCUGUCUCGAGAUCUUCAUUCACCAGGCACGCGACAUUCAGAACAUCUGCAUCUACCACAAGCAGGAUGUUUAUGCCAAGCUCUGCCUCACUUGCGACCCUGAAGUAACCGUCUCGACCAAAAUCAUAAAUGGUGGAGGGCGGAACCCGGUCUUCAACGAUAAUCUCCGGCUCAAUGUCCGGACCAUUGACACGUCUCUCAAGUGUGAGGUCUGGAUGCUGAGUAGGGUCAAGAAUUAUCUCCAGGACCAGCUGCUGGGCUUUUCUUUGGUGCCUCUAUCAGAUGUUGUCUUAGCCAAUGGGAAGUUGGAGCAGGAAUUCUCCCUCUCUUCUACUGAUCUCUUCCAUUCACCAGCUGGUUUCGUUCAAUUAUCACUUUCCUACAUCGGUUCUUCACCGGAGGUUAUGGCCAUUCCAGCUCCCACAGCCUCUGUUAUUCAAGAUGUUACUUUGCCAGAUUCGGGGAAGGAUGAUGCAAUCCCUUGCGAGUAUGAGAAAAUUGAGUUCCCUGACUUGAAGAUUGUGAACGAAAAUCAGCUUAUGGUUUCUGAGUAUUUUGGUAUCCAAUGCACCAAUUUGGAUGCUCAGAGCUCGGAGAGCUUGAUUACUUCGGAGAAUGGCAACUGCCCAGACGAUGAUGCAGGGGUACGUGUUGUCGAGAGUUUCUCAACUGACAAUAGUGUUGAUUCUGCUGGAGCUUUGAAAAAUGACACUCCUGUAAGCAGUGUCUCAACAACUGAAUCUCCUGCGGCGCUUCCUACCUCCUCGCAGUCCAUCUCUGAUCCAUCGGCAACCUCAUCAUAUCUGAGCCAGAAAGAUAAGAGUGCAGAAGUUACAGAAGGUGAGGCUGAUUCAUCCUCUGACAAUGCAUUCGUGAAACCUCUUAUUAGCAUAAACAUUGAGCCAGAGCAGACCGUUGAUCAGAAGGACAUUGCUGAUAUGUAUAUGAAAAGCAUGCAGCAGUUUACAGAGUCAUUGGCCAAAAUGAAACUUCCGAUGGAUAUCGAGAAUAGCAGCCCCACCAUGGAAAAUGUUACUUCUGGUUCUGAAAAAAAGUUGCCAGCAGCCAAAGGAACUGGUUCUAGAGUUUUCUAUGGAAGCAGGGCUUUCUUCUGAAGUUUCCCGCUGGUGGAUAUGUGGGUGCCUCUAGACUUGGAGCUUACAGCGGUCACUUAAUGCAUAGUAGUGAAAAUGAGCACCUUUUUGUAUGCUGUUUAUGUUUAUCAGAAGGUGAAAGAUGACCUGUACUCACUACAAAGUACAAACUUGCUGAUAGUACUACUUUUACAUGUAUCUGAUAUGCUUGCUUUCCUUUCCUGAUUGUGUGGAGUUGUGAUCAGAUUGUUAAUAUUUUCAGAAAAUUCUUGUUUUGUUGCUUUUUUUCCCCA